This is a messenger RNA of Caenorhabditis remanei, 1458 nucleotides long. RefSeq lists its product as uncharacterized. The coding region runs from base 1 to 1458 and encodes 485 amino acids. The transcript is spliced from 4 exons. Gene Ontology annotation, cellular component: mitochondrion. Lineage: Eukaryota; Metazoa; Nematoda; Chromadorea; Rhabditida; Rhabditidae. Gene Ontology annotation, molecular function: catalytic activity; FAD binding. The record is from RefSeq and is a predicted model, not a curated record.
AUGUUGAAACUAAUACCCAAGAUAAGACCAACAAGAAGCUAUGCUGCCGUUUUGGCUCCAAGAAAUGAAAGUUAUGCAAAAGUUAUGCAGUCAGAUCUGCUAGCUUUUGAGAAUUUUCUUGGGAAAGAUGCAGUCCAGAAGGAUGAUAUUACAAAUCACACAACUGAUUGGACAGGCCAAUUCAAAGGUCAUGGUAGUGUCGUUCUGUAUCCAAAAAAUACUGAAGACGUAUCUGCAAUACUAGCAUAUUGUUCAAGAAAUAAAAUAGCAGUCGUUCCGCAAGGAGGAAACACGGGACUCGUCGGAGGAUCGAUCCCAGUACACGAUGAAGUUGUUCUUUCAAUGAACAAAAUCAACAAACAAUUCACUUUUGACGAUACCAUGGGGAUUCUUCAAUGUGAUGCUGGUUUUAUUUUGGAAGACUUGGACAACAAACUCUCAAAACUUGGUUACAUGAUGCCAUUCGAUUUGGGAGCAAAAGGAUCGUGCCAAAUCGGAGGAAACAUUGCCACGUGUGCCGGAGGAAUUCGUUUGAUUAGAUACGGAAGUCUUCAUGCUCAUCUUCUUGGUCUAACUGUAGUUCUUCCGGAUGAACAAGGAAGUGUUCUACAUUUGGGAUCUGCUAUCAGAAAGGAUAAUACUUCUUUGCACACACCACACUUGUUUUUGGGAAGUGAAGGACAGUUGGGAGUUAUUACAAGUGUUACAAUGACUGCAGUUCCAAGACCGAAAAGUGUGCAAAGUGCUAUGUUGGGUGUCGAAUCAUUCAAAAAAUGCUGCGAGAUUCUGAAGAUGGCAAAAUCGAGUCUCUCUGAAGUACUUUCUUCAUUUGAAUUCCUUGAUGAAGCUAUAAUGGAAUGUCUGAAAGUGAAUUUGGAUCUUCAUCCUGUUCUGAAUAAAUCUACACCAUUCUCGAUUCUCGUUGAAACUUCAGGCUCAAAUGAAGAUCAUGAUAUGGAGAAAAUGAGUGCAUUUUUAGAAGAAUGUUAUUCGAAACAACUCAUUGUCGAUGGUGUUCUAGCUGGAUCUUCUGCAGAUGCGACGAAAAUGUGGAAGCUGAGAGAAAGUGCUCCGUUAGCUGUGACCAGAGAUGGAUAUGUUUAUAAGCAUGAUGUUUCUCUUCCAUUGGAAAGUUAUUAUGAAUUAACGAAUGUAAUGAAGGAGAGAUGUGGUGAUUUGGCAAAACGAGUGGUUACGUAUGGGCAUUUGGGAGAUGGAAACACUCAUCUGAAUAUCACGUCUGCAAAGAAAAACGAAGAACUUGAAAAUUUAAUGUAUCCGUUCCUCUACGAGUGGGUUGUUGCUCACGGAGGCUCCAUUUCAGCUGAGCAUGGAAUUGGUCAACUCAAACUGCCCUACUCGACACUUGGAAAGGAAUCUGAAGAACGUCUUCUCACAAAAAAGCUCAAAAACAUUUUCGAUCCUAACGCCAUUCUCAAUCCAUACAAAAUGAUAUAA